Messenger RNA from Setaria italica (foxtail millet), 5889 nucleotides. RefSeq lists its product as uncharacterized. The coding region runs from base 476 to 5278 and encodes 1600 amino acids. The transcript is spliced from 5 exons. Gene Ontology annotation, molecular function: chromatin binding. The record is from RefSeq and is a predicted model, not a curated record. Lineage: Eukaryota; Viridiplantae; Streptophyta; Magnoliopsida; Poales; Poaceae. Gene Ontology annotation, cellular component: nucleus.
GACAAAUCCUUACAACUUUAUCUCUCGUGUUCUUCCUCCUCCCUCCUUCCCCGAGCCCCUAAAUUCUGCUCCAAUUUCUGUGAUUGACCUCUAAUUCCCUGCUGAGUUCCCCGAAUCGGGUUAGGAUUUUUGCACCCCUCCUCCACCGCACCCUCAGAUCGAUACCAAACCCCUCCUCAGUCCUCACCCUGCCCACUCCGCUGACCCCAACCCCUAAAAUCCCUCAAUCCCCAACCGAGCCCGCCUGCGGCCGGAGCCCGUCGAUUCCAUUCGGAUUAGAGCUCCCGCCGCUGAGGCGAUUAGCCUGAAUCGGCUGAUUCGAUGCGAAUUUGCGUGUUCCGGGUGCGCGAAGAGCAGAGGCCCGCGGAUCUAGGGUUGCUCCAGGCGAUCUGGUGAUGGUGGUGCGCCGCGGCGCCGGAGCUCGGCGAGGAGGAGGGAUCGGCAGCGGCAGCGUGGAAGAUGCAGCGAGCCGGCUAUGCAUGGGUGGCGCGGCGGUGAGGGGUGCGACGGCAGGAGGCGGCGUCUCGUUCGGCUCAUGUGGCCAGCCGCACGCGUAGAGGCAGAAGCUCCAUCGCCACCGGCACAAGGACCAGCUACUUCUCCUUCCCGUUCAUCUGUUCUCCCCCCUCGAACGACUUCUUAUCCGCCAGCAGCGGCGGCGGCACGGGAGCAAGGGUGCGUCAAUUCUCCCCGUCCAGGGUCACCUGGCUCCUUUAUAAAGGACGGGCGUGAGAUUCAAGUUGGUGAUUGUGCUCUUUUUCGGGCUGUUGAUGUUCCUCCAUUCAUCGGAUUGAUACGUUGGAUUGAGAAAAAAGAAGGAGGCUAUCCCAAACUACGCGUUAGUUGGCUUUAUAGACCUGCCGACAUCAAGCUUAACAAGGGCAUUCAACUCAACGCUGCACCAAACGAGAUCUUCUACUCUUUCCACCAGGACGAGGCAUCUGCUGUUUCCCUGCUGCAUCCUUGCAAAGUUGCCUUUUUACGUAAAGGCGUUGAGCUCCCAGCUGGAAUUUCUUCAUUUGUAUGUCGGCGCGUAUAUGAUAUUGACAACAAGUGUUUAUGGUGGCUUACAGAUCGGGAUUAUAUUAAUGAACGGCAGGAUGAAGUAAAUCGCCUUCUAUAUAGAACAAGGCUAGAAAUGCAUGCUGCGGUGCAGUCAGGUGGACGGUCUCCAAAGCGUCUAAAUGGUCCGUCAGCAUCCCAACAACUGAAGGCUGCUCCGGAUGGUACACAGAAUUGUGGUUUAUCUAAAGGAAAGAAGAGAGAGAGAGGUGAGCAAGGAAUUGAUCCAGAUAAGCGGGAUCAAGAUCGUCUGCUUGUCGAUGACAGUGAGCCUGGAAGCAAGUUGGACGAUAUGAAGUCUGAAAUAGAAAAAUUUGAAAAAGGUGGACUUCCAAAUGCAGAAGCAGUUGAAAAGCUUGUGCAUCUUAUGCAACUUGAUCAGACUGAACAGAGGAUAGACCUAGCUGGUCGGAUUAUGCUUGCUGAUGUUAUUGCAGCUACAGAGAGCACUGAUUAUCUUGGCAGAUUUGUGCAAUCAAGAGGCCUUCCUGUGUUGGAUAGUUGGCUUCAGGAGGCUCAUAAAGGGAAGUCUGGUGAUGGGAGUAAAGGAGAUAAGCCUAUUGAUGACCUUCUCUUGUCCCUGCUUCGUGCACUAGCUAAAUUGCCUAUUAAUCUCAGUGCACUGCAAAGUUGUAGCAUUGGAAAAUCUGUCAAUCAUCUGCGCGGCCAUAAAAAUCUGGAGAUUCAGAAGAAAGCUAAGUGUCUUGUUGAGAACUGGAAGAAGCGUGUUGAUGCUGAAAUGAAGUCAAAUGAUGCCAAAGCUUUAAUAUCUGGUCAAUCUGCUUCCUGGCCAGGAAAAGCAGGGUUCCAAGAAAUUUCAAAUGCUGGAAACAAGCGAGGUGGCUCAAGUGAGCAUAGCCCGAAAAAUCCAGCAUCAACUGUUUCAUCACCAAAGGUUUUGACUGAUAAACCUGGGGGCACAGAUGCUGUUAUGAAGUUGAAUCAUGUAGUUUCUGUCUCUUCAAAAGGACAACAUAUGCAACCAGGAAAUGUUGCUGCCAAUUCGAAGGAGCAGCCCUGCAAAUCAAUUGGCGGUUCUGAACUGCCUACUGUGAAAGAGGAGAAAAGCAGUAGCUCAAGCCAAUCACCGAACAAUAGCCAGUCAUGCUCUAGUGAGCCAUCCAAGGAUGCUAGAAGUUCAACUGCCGCUUCUGGUGGUGCUACUAAAACUUCUGGAAGUUCUUCACGGGGCCAUCGAAGAGCAAAUAAUGGUCUUGUUUCAGGAAAUCUGAAGGAAGCUUCUGUGGGAAGAUCUGCCUCCCUUGAUCGACCUUUGCUACCAGAUAAAUCAUCUCAAACUGGAACAGCUUCUGAAAAAGGAGUUGACAUACUGGCUGAUCAUGGAAAUAAUCAUAGAUUGAUUGUUCGGUUUCCAAAUCCUGGGCGUAGUCCUGCUAGAAGCACGAGUGGAGGAUCUUUCGAGGAUCCAUCUGUUACUGGGGGUACAGCUUCAUCUCCUGUGGUUGCAGAUAGACAUGAGCAAACUGAUCGCAGAGUGAAAAUGAAGACUGAAAUUUCUCGACCUCAUUUAGCUUCUGAUGCUAAUACGGAGUCUUGGCAGAGCAAUGGUAUUAAAGGAGCUGCAGGUUCUGAGGAAGGUGAUAAAUCACCAUGUGCUAUAUUGGAUGAUGACAACAGCAGGACAGCUGAGGAUUCUGGAAAGGACACACAUGCAUCACGGGUUGCAUGUUUGUCAUAUAUGAACGAAAAAGGUGUCUGUUCAAGUGAAACCAGGGUGGGAAACUCAUUCAGCCCAAUGAAUGCUCUGAUUGAAAUUAAGUAUUCUGAAGCUAGUCAUUCCUUGCAACCUGGGGAUGACACAGCUAUGAAUCUUCUUGCUAGUGUUGCAGGAGAAAUAUCUAAAUCUGAAUUGGUUUCCCCAUCUUCUUCCCCCGGAAGUUCAUCUGCAAAGAAAUUGGUCUGUGAGGGUGACAAUACUGGAAAGUGUAAAGCAGAAACUGAUGUUGGGCCUGUACAGGAUCCAGGGCCGACAAUACUGGAAAAUGAUGCUUUGGUUGCAAAGGAGGAACAACGCCAAACUGUGCCAUCUCCUGAGAUAGCGGAUUCUAAAGCGGUUGGACCUCCAGCCAAAGUUGAAAUCCAUGAAGGGUGUGCUAACAAAUGUAACUCUCAGCCUGCUUCAGUCGAUUCCAAAGGUGAAAAUCUGGAUGCUUGUACUGUCCCUGUGAAAGUUGAAGAUAGUUGUGCAGACAAGGAUGGCGCUGUUGAAUCUGCAUUGGGCAGCCAGUCUAGCUUGGUUAUUUCCAAUAGAAAUUCAAGAUCGAUCCUUGCUGGCAAAUCUUCACUGUCUGCUGCUGAUAAACAAGACCAGGGUUUGUUAAAGUCAACUAAUCACAAGCAAUUUCUGGGUGUAUCGGACCACCCAGGAGUCUUUGAUAGACGUGACAGUAUCACUGGCAAGGCUGCAGAGGUGAAAAAAACUGAUGACAUUGGAGAUAUUAGCACAGUGCAGAAAGAGAACAAAACGAAGGAACAACCUUCUUCCGAUUUGGCUGAUGUUCCCAAACUAGCUGUAGCAGCAGCAGCCCUGCUUGGUGUGGCAAAUGUCAUUACGGAGAAGAAAGAAUCAAAAGACAGUUCCAGUGAAUCCAAUAAUCAUGUAAAAUCUGAAGGUGUCAAUUCUCAGCAAAGCGAGCAUGGUGCAAAGCAGUGUUCAAAAAAAUAUGAUGAUGCUGUGAGUGUUAAAGAGGAUGGAAAAGAAGACCUUGUCUCAUCAGAUGAGGAUUCUUCUCUGGCCCCUCACACCAAGUCUGGUGCUGCCAAGCUUGACUUCGACUUGAAUGAAGGGAUACCUGGAGAUGAUGGGAAUCUGUCUGAGCCAACUAUCUCACCUAUUAUGUGCUCCUCGGCAAUCCAUGUACCUAGUAUUUCGCCAUUCACUCCUCCUGUUACAAGUGGUCUGCAGCCAGCUCCAAUAACAGUAGCUGCUCCAGUUAAAAGACCAUUUGUUCCUCCUGAAAAUCUUCUAAGAGCGAAGCCGGAGAUUGGGUGGAAAGGUUCGGCAGCUACUAGUGCAUUUCGUCCUGCUGAACCAAGAAUGAUUAUGGAGGUGCCACGUGACAUUUCAGGAUCUGGUGCUUCAGAGAGCCAGUCUCGCCCCACACUUGGCUUUGAUUUAAAUGUUGCUGAUGACCAAGCUCUCGAGGACGAUGUCCCACAGAGUUCUGCACAGACAACUUGUUCUGAAUCUGGAAAUAAUAGAAGUCGUGAUGGCUCUUCACGAAGUGCUGGCAUUGAGCUUGAUUUGAACAGAGCUGAUGAAGUUGCUGAGAAUGGCCAAUUUGCACCAAAUACUUCCCACAGAGUUGAAGUGUCUCUGUUACCGGCAAGACCUUUACCUGAAGUUUUUUCUAAUACUGGCACGAGUAGCUCCAGGGACUUUGAUCUCAAUAAUGGACCAGGCAUUGAUGAAGCUGGCACAGAACCUGCACCAAAGAACCCACCAGCUAAAAAUACAAGCAGUAUACAAUUCUUACCACAAGUUCCUGGUGUUAGGAUGAAUAACGCUACCAUGAGUAAUAUAUCACCAUGGUUUGCCUCUGCCAACCCUUGCGGUCCUGUAGCUAUACAGUCAUUUUUGCCUGCUAGAGGAGAACAACCUUACCCGAUUGAGAUGACACCUGGAACUCAGAGGAUUGUUGCACCAACAGCUGAUGGUGGCCAAUUUGGAGGCGAUCCCAGCAGGGCUCCUGUUAUUUCAACAUCACCAACGGUGGUUUUUCACCCACCUGGAUAUCCAUAUGCAGGAUUCCCUUUUCCUCCCAGUGUUCACCUUCAAACGCCAGGAUUUUCAAUUGGGUCAACAACAUUUCCCAACUCUGUUCCAUCAGGAGUGCCGUAUUUUCCUGCCAUUUCUCCAUCGCUUGUUGGGCCAACAGGUGCAUUAGCUGCACAGCACUCAAGGCAGUAUGCAAUAAAUCUUGCUGAAGGUAGCAGCAGCAGUGGACGCGACAGUACUCGUAAAUGGGACAGUCAGGUCCUAGAUCUUAAUUCUGGCCCUGGAAGUAUAGAUAUAGAAGGGAAGGAUGAACGGCUUCCUUUACCUGCCAGGCAAAAUUUGAUCACACCCCCACAUGCCUUUGCAGAGGAGCAAGCAAGAAUUUACCAAAUGUCAGGUGUAGGAACAAAAAGAAAGGAACCUGAUGGCAGUUGGGACACAGAAAGAUCUACAUACAAGCAAUUAUCAUGGCAAUGAGGACUCUGGAGGAGAUCACUUUACACUGACUUAUGUCACGUGUGUGGAUAGGUAGCUGGACGUAUAACAGGUGGUGUAUUCUUCCCUUGCUGGACUAUACUCCCAUGGAUUCAUCCCAACGAUGAUGAUGAUGCAGGAUUGUGUGAGGAAACAAACACUCUGCUGUAAUUGUUGUAAAUGUUCAUCACAUUUCAUGCUCUCAUUGAAACAAUUUUCCUCGACUUGAGCAGUUGCUUUGCUAGAUUUUUCUUUAGCUGUUAGGCUUUUGGUUCUAAUUUACUCAGGAGGGUGUGGCUUUGGAGGUGGAAUCUUUGUGACCCUGAGCCCAGCCCAGCCUCUUCAAAGAUCUGGGAGCCACUGUAAUUAGCCCGCUCUGUUUGUUCUUGAUAAAAGUCUUGAGAGCACAUUCAUCAGCUUUACAUAACAAUUUAGAUGUGACCUGGCUUUAGCUGACAUUUCAACACUAUGGAGCGACAAGUAGCAUAUCGCUGCGCCGUCAUGUAUCUUGUGUUGCGCUGCAGCUGUAUGUAUAAGAAUUCAAACAGAUCAGCAAGUUAUAAUAUGUCACCGUUUCCUUGUUAUCAGGUUUAUAAACAUCUGGUUUACAUCCA